Etheostoma spectabile (orangethroat darter) is the source of this 2504-nucleotide messenger RNA. RefSeq lists its product as uncharacterized. NCBI's taxonomy places the organism in Eukaryota, Metazoa, Chordata, Actinopteri, Perciformes, Percidae. The transcript is spliced from 5 exons. The coding region runs from base 538 to 1473 and encodes 311 amino acids. The record is from RefSeq and is a predicted model, not a curated record.
UUACUCUCUCAUCAGCAGAUAAAUAAUAAACUUAAACAUCCAUUGUCAAUUAUAGAUAGUUAACAUGAUACCAUAAAGGUCAAAAUCCUCUCAUGAGGCUGCUAUGUCUCACUAUCACACAUUGUGAUGAAAUGUGUCAACAAACAGAGAUGCUAAUGGAUUCCACAGAUUCAGUCGGUUCUGUGGCUGUUUUGUGGGAGAAACAGACUUUUAAUGACUGUCCACCUAGGUUGCUUCUUUAGCAUGAUUAAGGGAAGAUAAACAGACCAGGACCAAAGUCCAUCUGAUCACAUGCAAAAACAAAUGAGGUGAAUGCCCGCAGCAGAUAGCAGAGAGGCUCAUUCAGUGGAAUGGUGGGAAAGACAAGUUUGUUAAGACAAAGGUGAAUUAAUGUAGUGUAGUGUUAGACACUCAGAGGGAAUUAUUGGACUUUGAGGAUGAAACCCAGCUUCAUGAGGAAUUUCAGAUGUCAUGUGAAUUUCUCUUCUCCCCACACUGACUCCAGACAACAGAUCCCAGCAGCAACGUAGGCACAGAAUGACAGCAUGUAUUUUAGGUAAAAGUUCUUGGAGGUGGAGGAGGGGAUGGUGUGCCUCAGCGACGAAGAGUCUUUCGUCUAAUCACGCACUGAAGCCCCUGGUUCCCGCCCUGUGCCUGGUAGUCGUGGUGAUACACGGCCUUGCGGACAAACUCCGAAACUUUGUGGUCGGCAUCUUCAUCCCUCAGUACCACUACCCCUAUGCAGUGACUCUCUGCUUUGCCCAGGUUCUGAUCUCUCUCUUAGUCUUAAAUCUCUUCCAUGUCCUGGAUCUGGUGCAUCUAAAGCAUUACUCCAGGUCCCUGGGUGAGAGGGUGUUGGUGCCUUCUAUCUGUAACAGCAUCCAUGCUGUUCUGGCCAUGUGGGCCAAGGCUAGCAGCUCGUACGCCGGCCUCUUCCCCCUCCUCCUGCCUCUGCUGCCAAUGGUAACUGUGGGCUUCAGUUUCUAUCUGAAGUUGGCAUCCACCCCAUCUAUCCACAUCUCUGUUUUGAUUUCCAUCCUGGGUGGGACAUCUUUUGCCAUCACAGCCUCCCAGGGUCUGUCAGGUGUUGAGCCUCUGGAGUACAUGUAUGCACCUCUGGCUUUAAUCCUCCACAGUCUGUCUCUGACUUGGCUGACUAAAGUGUCUGAAGCUGAGCACCGCCACCACCAAGAUGCCCGAGCCUCCAUAUUUGACAUAUACUACACCCAGCUGGUCAAUCAGAGCUGGGUGCUGGGCCUCCUGUGGCUGCUGCACCCGGACAGUCCCUGGCAGGUGUUGAGUCUCCGCAGCUGGCAAAGCCUGCUCUUCCAAGGAUAUCUGCUUGCUAUUCUCCUGCUGGGGAUGGUGCUGAAUUUUCUGGUCGGUAUGUCGGCUCUGUGUGUCUCACCGCUUGCUGCUGCACUGCUACACUCAGCAAGGCGGGUGGUGCAGCCAUUCCUCCAGCUUUUGUAGUUUCACUUACAAAGGACUUACAACUAUUAUUGACUGUUUUGUACUGUAUUAACCUACACACAUUGUAAUUUGAUCCACAUCAGCGACCAGUCAUUUUAUUCUAUGGAGAACAACUAGUUACAUCAGCUUCUUUCCUCUGUUCACGAUAACAUUAAAUUGUAACAAUGAUAGCACUUUGAAAACACAUUCUGUAACAAGCUAAUGAUUUACAGUUGGUUCCAACAGUAUAAAUGAAGCCACUGCCAGUAUAAAUGACCAUUUUCUGUAUUUUUCUAUUAUUUCCUUUACUUAACCAGUACUCAGUUGACAGGUCUAAAUUACAUAAAUUAAGGCUUGGAUUUUUGUGGCAUAAAUAUUGACUUUAAAUUUCUUAAUAUGCCCUUAAUCCAUGUAUCUUUCUUCAAUAUUGUCACUUCUGUUAUUGCUUACAUUGUAUUUGUGACAUGAUUUAUUUAACAGUAUUUGAGAUGAACUGAUUUGAAAUUCCCAUGUUCGGCCUUGAAUGAUUCUGGCAGCUUUUUCAGACGAGAAGGGAUGAUGUUGAGAACUGGGUUAUUUGUAUAGUACACAGACCGUUAAACACGCUUUCUUACGUUUACAGUGACAGUGUUCAAAAUGUUUAAACUCAGGAACUUUUAACCAGAGUUUUUUAGAAGUUGCCCUUGAAUGAAUCUGACCGAAGGUUAGUCAGAUGAGAAGGGAUUGUGAUGAGGAACGAGUUCUAUGGUGCUAUCGACAAAUUCUUUUAGUCAUUAUCAGAAACUCAUAUUGUAAUUUAAGAAUACGCUUUUAUUAUUUAAUUUGUUUCCUCAAAGUAUUUAUGUAUGGCUUUCAAAGUAAAUUAUUACAAUGCUUAAACAAAUAAUGUGAUAAUAAAGUUGAACUACAUGACAUUGCAACAAAGACAAUCUACAAAAUCUGAAACGACACUGAAAAAAAGGUAUUUGCAAAAAUAUGUAUUCUGUUUCUAACGAGUAAGAAAGGGUAAGUGCGGUCAAAAAAUGACUUACAGUACACAAAGCAGCAUGUAU